This is a messenger RNA of Sceloporus undulatus (fence lizard), 267 nucleotides long. RefSeq names its product prolactin releasing hormone (gene PRLH). NCBI's taxonomy places the organism in Eukaryota, Metazoa, Chordata, Lepidosauria, Squamata, Phrynosomatidae. The record is from RefSeq and is a predicted model, not a curated record. Bases 1 to 267 code for a protein of 88 amino acids. Gene Ontology annotation, molecular function: prolactin-releasing peptide receptor binding; neuropeptide hormone activity. Gene Ontology annotation, biological process: G protein-coupled receptor signaling pathway; response to peptide hormone; feeding behavior. The transcript is spliced from 2 exons.
AUGAGAUUGCUAAUUGUCUGCCUCAUGUGCUUGCUGCUGGACUGCCUGGUGGUGCUUCCUGACACUGAAUGUCGAAACCUGGAUCAAUCCAUGGAAAUUAGAAAUCCUGACAUUGAUCCCUCCUGGUACACAGGGCGAGGUAUACGACCUGUGGGACGAUUUGGGAGGAGAAGAGCAGCUGGAGAGAGCACCCAGCUAUCCAGCCACAGGCACCGGCAAGCUUGCUUCCCUAUAGAAGAGAACAACAUUGCUCUGCAAGAUGAAUGA